This is a messenger RNA of Racocetra persica, 345 nucleotides long. The record is from the annotation of a GenBank genome assembly. NCBI's taxonomy places the organism in Eukaryota, Fungi, Glomeromycota, Glomeromycetes, Diversisporales, Gigasporaceae.
UAUUGUAAAAAAAAAACCAAUUGAAAGUAAUAAUUCUUUUAAUUCCUCAUUAAACGGUUCAACACUUAAUAUCGAAGAUAAAAGGCCAAAAAUUUUACUAAAUCUUCGAAUUCCCGUCAAUGAUAUAGAUCAAAUAUGUAACCCAAAAAGUGAUAGUAACUGCAGAUUUUGGGCACUUGCUAUUGCCAUUCAGAGAAAUGAAAAAAACUGGAAUCUUGUUAAAUUAGCUAUAAAUAGUCAAUUGAAUAAGCGUAUAGAAAUUUAUAAAGACUGGCUAGAUUAUGCACAAUUGGCUGUUAAUACUUUUUCCGUCCCUAUUGCUGUCUUUGAUAAAAGGGAUGAACA